AUGCCUCCUAAGAAGAGCUCUGACGCCGGUGCUGCCGCCGCUGGCCUCGACUGCACUGACACCAAUGCCGCCCGCAUGCGCGUCACCGCGGCCGUCAACAAGCACCCGACUUGGUUCACUGGCGGCGGCGCUGUUGCCACCAACGAGGACGGUACUCCGGUCAAAAAGGCUCGUGCCAAGCGCACCCCGAAGAAGAAGGCGCCUUCCGAGGAGGAGGAUGGCGAUAAUGCUGAGAAGCAGGGCACGCCUUCCAAGAAGAAGGCACGUACUGCCAAGGUCAAGGAGGAGCUGGAGGAUACCACUGCCGAGGAAAUCAAGCCGAAGCUCGAGAAUGCUGAGAAUGCUGAGAUCGCCGAGGGCCAGAUUUGA
Molecule: messenger RNA, 369 nt
Organism: Colletotrichum paranaense
Lineage: Eukaryota; Fungi; Ascomycota; Sordariomycetes; Glomerellales; Glomerellaceae
Exons: 2
Coding region: 1-369 (122 amino acids)
Source: RefSeq, a predicted model, not a curated record